Messenger RNA from Arachis stenosperma, 3223 nucleotides. Its product is annotated as floral homeotic protein APETALA 2-like. The record is from RefSeq and is a predicted model, not a curated record. The coding region runs from base 649 to 2337 and encodes 562 amino acids. Lineage: Eukaryota; Viridiplantae; Streptophyta; Magnoliopsida; Fabales; Fabaceae. The transcript has 10 exons. Gene Ontology annotation, molecular function: DNA-binding transcription factor activity; DNA binding. Gene Ontology annotation, biological process: regulation of DNA-templated transcription.
GUGGGGGGAGAGAGGAGAGAGGAGUGAGGAGUGAGAAGAAAGGCAUCGUGUGUAUGUAAGAGUGUUAAGGGAGAAGGGUGAGAUGCUUUCGGCUAAGCUUGCUCAAACUGGCCUCGUCUAUGCUGUAUUGGGCACUUGUGGAAUACAAACAUCAUUCAACAUCUCUUUUACUACAUUUUUGCAACACCUACCCCUCCCCCCUCUCUCUCUCUAUAACUCGUCCUAGGUUUUGAUUUUCUUCUGUGAAUUUUUCCUACUACACACUCAACCUUUCCGUCCACAACCUCCUCCUCCUUUUUUCUUCUUCUCACAUACUCUCUCUCUGUAUAUAUAUUAUUUUAUUCCAAUCAAGAGAGAAAAAGCACAAUACGCACCCCGAGACACACACACAGAGUUUAACCUUCCUCUGCAGCACUGCAGGCCAACCCAAAUUAACUUUUUAUUUUCAAAAAAAAAAUAUUAACCAAGAGAGAGAGAGAGCGUUUAUUUUUUUAAUUAUUAUUCCUGAUGUGAGAGUGGGAAAUAAUAAUAAAAAAAAUCUGUUACUUACUGGUUUCUCUUCUCUUUCUCUUCUCUUUUCAAUAAGGCCUGUAACUAUAACUGUAACUGCAGCUGAAGGGGAGAGAAAGAGAUCAGAGAGAAAAAAGAAUGUGGGAUCUCAAUGACUCACCCGAUCGGAGGAGAAAGGUUGAGGAAUCCGAAGAAGGUUGCUCUUCUCUCAAGAACUCCAUAGACGGAGACGACGAUAACAACAACAACAACAAUAAUAAUCAUAAGGGAAAGAGAGUUGGAUCUGUUUCCAAUUCAAGCUCCUCCGCAGUUGUCAUCGAAGACGGAUCAGAAGAAGAAGAAGAACAACAAGAAGAAGGUAGCGUCGUAAGAGCAACAACGGACAUGAAGAAGAGUAGAAGAAGCAAGAUAUUCGGGUUCUCAGUAACCCACGGUUAUGAUGAUGAAGAAGAUGAAGAUGAAGAUUCCAUGGAUAGUGAGAACCACAGCCAGGUAGUGACUCGGCAGUUUUUCCCCAUGGAGGAGGCUGAUAUGGCCGCCGCAUCAUCACCGGCUGGAAGCGGCGGUGACGGUGACGGCGACGGCGACGGAGGUGGCUCUACUUUCCCACGUGCUCACUGGGUAGGCGUGAAAUUUUGCCAAUCAGAAACACUUGGUGCUGGAAAAUCAUCACUGGAAGCUUCUCAACCCAUGAAAAAAAGUCGCCGAGGACCGCGGUCAAGAAGCUCACAGUACAGAGGAGUCACUUUUUACAGAAGAACCGGUCGAUGGGAGUCUCAUAUUUGGGACUGUGGAAAACAAGUGUAUCUGGGUGGAUUUGACACUGCACAUGCAGCUGCUCGUGCAUACGAUAGAGCAGCGAUUAAGUUCCGAGGAGUGGAGGCAGACAUAAACUUUAACAUUGAAGACUACGAAGAAGACUUGAAGCAGAUGAGCAAUCUGACUAAGGAAGAGUUUGUGCACGUUCUUCGCCGACAAAGCACUGGGUUUCCAAGAGGAAGCUCUAAAUAUAGAGGUGUAACUUUGCACAAAUGCGGAAGAUGGGAAGCUCGAAUGGGACAAUUUUUAGGGAAAAAGUACGUCUAUCUGGGUUUGUUUGACACCGAGAUUGAAGCUGCAAGGGCCUAUGAUAAAGCAGCAAUAAAAUGCAACGGCAAAGAGGCCGUCACCAAUUUUGAUCCCAGCAUCUACGAAAAUGAGCUUAAUUCCGUAGAACCCACAGGUAAUGCUGCAGAUCACAAUCUAGAUUUAAGUUUGGGCAAUUCAAGUUUCAAAUCUAGCAACAAUAAUCGAGCAUUGGGGAAUCACACCACAAAUGUUCAAGAUCAUCACCAGCAGCUCAUGCCAUCUGAAUCCAAUUGGCGAAAUGGUGCAAGCAAGCCUAAGCUGGUGAAUAUCCUACCAAAACCGUGCAAUAGAAACAUGGAAGCACAUGGAGGAAGGGAUUUGCACGGAGAGAGUGAAGCCUUGAGGAUGCUGAGUCAAACCCACAUCCAUUCUACUACUUGUUCAGCAUCUAAUGAAACGCAAAGAUAUGGACCCUACAGGUCCCCAGGGGAGCCUCAAAUGCUUCACAAUUUUGCACAUCUUCAACCACCAAAUUUUUAUUUCUCCAGCAGCAGUAGUAAUGGGGGUCGCAUUGGGAAUGAUCUUUCAUUAUCAAUGGCGGAUCAUCAUCAACAACAGUUGCAACCAGGACCUCCACACCAUUAUUUGGCCACUGCUGCAGCAUCAUCAGGAUUCCCACCACAGAUUAUUAGACCCUCUUCUCAUCACCAAGGUUGGCUGCAGAAAAAUGGCUUCCACACAAUUAUGAGACCCUCCUAACUCACUCCACUCUUACCCUUACCCUUCUUUACAUAUAUGGAAAAAAAAAAUAUAAAUGUCAUUUUUUAUUUUGAUUAUUUGUUAGAAAGAUGAAAUGUUUCUUUUUAAUUCCAAAGUUUUUAAUGAGUUUCUGACUAUUUAAUUAACUGGUCUAAGCAGCUUUUGAUACAUUAGUAGAUUUUUGUUUAUAGAGGCUACUUAGACCCGUUAGUUAAAUAGUUAGGGACCAAUUAGAAAUUUGUGAAUUGUGAAAGGACUUAUUAUCUUUGAAGCAAAUCAUCAAAGUGGAAAAUGACAUUUACUCAAAAAAAUUAAAAAUUAAAAAUUUUCCUGCCUCCCCAUUUUAUAUUUUCUAAUUAAAAAUAAUGAUUAUAUAACAUACAUGCUCACUCUGCCCCUUAGUAACAAAAUUAUGUUCGGAUGACGUAGUAUUUUUCCAAACAUACCAUUGAUGUCACUCACCAGAAUUGGGAGAAGAAAUGUGAAUUUGCACUUCUUGUUGUGGGACCUACAAUUUUAUCCUAAGGUGAUGAUGAUAUAGUGUGUUUAGAAAGGUUUGUCAUCCAAACAUUACAUUUCUUUAAAAUUUUCUUAUUUUGGCAUGUAAAGAUGGAAGCAACACUAUUGUUAUGUCCAACCCAGACUCAGAACCCCUACUACUAUAUACAAGAACAAAAGCUUUUACUAUUGAGGUGAAAGAAGCAGAUAACACAUGCAAGAAGGAAAAGUGACCCAAAUUAGGAACUCAAUGCAAUGGUCUAAUGGGUCUGGGUCAGUCAACUAACAAACGGACGAAAAUCUUUAACUAGAUAUAUAUUAUAUUAUAUAUAUUCUAAAAUUUUCCGAUCUUAUAUAUAUAUAUAUAAUUCCGAUUUAUUGCUUUUCA